Auxenochlorella protothecoides is the source of this 954-nucleotide messenger RNA. RefSeq names its product Phototropin-2. NCBI's taxonomy places the organism in Eukaryota, Viridiplantae, Chlorophyta, Trebouxiophyceae, Chlorellales, Chlorellaceae. The transcript has 5 exons. Gene Ontology annotation, cellular component: nucleus. The coding region runs from base 1 to 954 and encodes 317 amino acids. The record is from RefSeq and is a predicted model, not a curated record.
AUGUCGGCCCUCGCCGACCCCAGCCCCCUGGAGGCCGUGCGUGCCGGGCUUGCGGGCGGGAGGCAGGACCCCUCCUCCCAGGCGGUGGAAUCCUCCUUCUCGCACCUGCUGGCGGACAUCGACUUCAGUUUCGUCAUCAGUAACCCACGAAUGCCGGAUAAUCCGGUGUGCUACGCCUCGCCCGGCUUUUACGCCACGACAGGCUAUAGCCCAGAGGAGAUCGUGGGCAGGAACUGCCGUGUCCUCCAGGGUCGCGACACCUGCCGGCGGUCGGUGGUCGAGAUCCGCGACGCGCUCCGCGAGGAGUGCCCCGUCAGCGUCUGCCUGCUCAACUACCGCCGCGACGGCGCCCCCUUCUGGAACUGCUUUGCCCUGCACCCAGUGCGCCUGGGCGGCACGCACGAGCCCGUGGACCUGUACAUCGGCCUGCAGGCCGACGUCACGGGCUUGUCCUUCCUGCUCACCGAUCCACGCUUGCCCGGCGGCCCCAUCGUGUACGCCAGCCCCGGCUUCCUGGCGCUGACGGGGCACGGCGCGGGGGACGUGCUGGGCCGGAACCCGCGUCUGCUCCAGGGACGGGAGGCCUGCGCCGAGGCGCGGCGCGUGCUGCGCGAAGCGCUGGCGCGCGACCCCCCGACGGCCGCCACGGUCACGCUGCUCAACCGCCGCGCGGACGGCAGCCGGUGGUGGAACUGCCUGCACAUCGCGCCCCUGCGCGACGCGCAAGGCGCCGUGCGCUACAUCGUGGGCGUCCAGGUGGACGUCACCGCGCGGUUGCGUGGCCAGGAGCGCCGCGCGGGGGCUUCAGGAAGGGGGGCUGAGCUCGCUGAGGCAGCGGGUGUCACAGAGGUGGACAGGGCGGCGGGUGUCACAGAGGUGGACAAGGCGGCGGGGGGCUGGAUCCGGCCCUGCCCCCGCUCGGACCCCGACGCCUGGCACGCGCUGAAGGCGUAG